CAAGCUGGAUCAUCCUCCAACAACUUAUUCUGCAGCUUCUGUGGUGAUUUUUGGAGGUUCUGGUGGAGCCGCGUUACCCUCCUCGUCCCCCCGCUCCUCCGCUCUGGCCGUGCGCCGCUGGACUCCCUUAUAAAUAAAAUCCAAGCGUCCGCGCGUCCUCCUUAUUGGUCGGGGUGGAGCCGUUACCUCACUCCCGGGGCCGAUGACGCAGCGUCUUCACGUAUCCUUCACGGGCGUCUCUGCUUGUUUCUUCUACUUGCGCGUCCGGCGAGAAAGAGGAAAGAGAGACGCGCGCGUCGGAGCUGUCGGAGUGGCCCCGGACGGAGGCGGGUGCGCUCGAUACUGAACACUUCUCGUCCCGGGAGGAGAGCGGCGCCCUUCUCCACUUUCUCUCUCUAUGAGCGUCCCUCUCCCUCCCCCGUGCCAUCCGCCCGCGCGCGCACACGCACGCCGGCGUCUCCACUCCGCCGCGCAGAUUCGCCGGCGCUGAUCUCGAAGGCGGCAGGCGCGGAUCCCGGCUCUCUCCUUCGACGCACACGACUUUGGAGGAGCGCUCGGGAAGGGAAAGUGACUCCUGUGAGUGUCAGGACCCCUGGUCAUGUCGGUUUAGCUGCCCUGCGUGAUGCCUGAUCAUGACAACGCCACCCUCCUAGCAAGACAAACCAAGCGCCGACGCGUGGACAUCGGGGUGAAGAGGACCGUGGGGAGCGUGAUUUUCACCCGCGCGAGGGAGACCCUUCUGGACAGGAUGAACCCGACGCACUGCUCCGACCAGGACGGAGACUGCCCAUUGGUGGGCCACGGCCACGGGAGCGCCAACGGGGACGGAGAGAAGUCCAACGUCCUGAGGAAGCUGCUGAAGAGGGCCAACUCGUAUGAGGACGCCAUUAUGCCCUUCUCCGGCGCCACAAUCAUCUCCCAGCUGUUGAAGAGCAGCAUCGGGAAGAACGGAGGGAGCGACUCGGGCUUCCAGGGAAGUGGAGCUCUGUCCAGCGGAGGCUCCGAAAUCCAGAAUGAGGACGCCUGCAGCAACUCCUCCCGCGACCAGGACAGUCCCUCCGACUGCCUCUCCCCGGGACCUCAUCAUCCUCCUCCGUCGUCGUCCUCCUUCGGGAGGCCGCAGCCAACGUCCAACCACUCCUCCUCCCAGACUCUCUCCCUGUCCACCUUCGACUUGGACCGCCUGUCGGACGAGCACCUCCGCGCCAAGCGAGCCCGGGUGGAGAACAUCAUCCGCGGCAUGAGCCACUCGCCGCUGGUCCGGACCAGCGCUGGCGACCAGGACGGCCUCCGCGAAAGUGAAAACGGACACAGAGGAGACGGUGGCGGCCACAACGCCAACCCCUCGUCCCUUCUGAGCUCGCCGGGGUCGCGGGGCGGCGUGGUGGGUGUCGCGGAGGUGUACCGGGAGAAUAAGAGGAAGCAGCGGCUGCCGCAGCAGCAGCACAGCUUCACCCAGCUGGUGUGCUCCAGGCAGGAGCAGAGGCAGGAGGAGAGGCGGCAGCUCAAACUCCAACUUGAAGACAUGCAGAAACAGUUGCGCCAACUUCAGGAGAAGUUCUACCAGAUCUACGACUCAGAGACAGAAGAAGAGGAGGAAAACGGCGAGGGCAGAGAGGGUGAGCGAGGAGGAGAAAGAGAGGAGGACGGGAACUUGUCAGAGGACAGUAUCCGGUCCGACGGUCUGGAGGAGAGGCACAGGGACCGGGGGAGGCACGGCCACGACGACCUGUCGGACCUGGACCCGGGUCUGUUCCUGGACCGAGCCCGAGCUCUCCUGCGUGAGCAGGCCCUGAUAGACGGCGACUUGGAGGAGGACACAGACAGUAGAGGAGAAGAGGAGAGGAGCGGCGACCGGGGGAUGAAGAGGCGGGCAGCGGCAGGAGGAGGACGACAGUUGGCCGAGACUCUCAAGCAGGAGCUGAACUGUGCCGUGUCGCAGGUCGUUGACACUGUCGUGAAGGGCUUCUCCUCGCCGAAGCAGGCCGCCGCCCACCACGGAUGCCACAGCAGCACGCCGGCCGCGCCCUCUUCCUCCUCCAACUCGUCUUCUUCCUGCCCGCCGCCGUUUGGCCCGCUGCCCCCUCUCACGCCCGACUCGCGUUUCGGAGGCGGCACCAUGGGGCUCAAUCUGAACGGCGAUGGCAGCCCCACCCCCAAUUACCACUCCAACCAGCGGCUGCACUGCUUCGGGGACGUCAUUGUACCGAGUCCGUUAGAUUCUUUUGGGGGUCUCAGCGGCAGACUGAGUGGCGUCCCCACCCCUAACGACCAAACCGAGGCCCUGCCGCUGGUGGUGCGCAAGAAUGGUCCGGACAACACCAGCCACACUCUGCCUCCUCCGCCGCCCCCUCACCACCCCUCCCUUCACCCGUCCCCCCUCACGGCUUCACUCGGGUUUAGCCCGCCAUCAUUUCGACACCCGUUCCCCCUUCCUCUGAUGGGUUACCCUUUCCAGAACCCCUUGGGGUCGCAUGGCUACCCCCCAGGGCCCAAAGACCACCAUCAAUCCUCCCCCGAUUCCAUGGACAUAACCCGGGAAGCUGUCAGCCUAAGAACCAAAAUGGCAUCUCUGGGAGGGGGCCACAUGGGUCACCAUCACCACAGACAGAGCUCCCCGAACCAGCACGGGUCCGAGAGUUUGUCGCUGUCCCUGAUCAAGUCUGAGUGCGGGGACCUGCAAGACAUGGCCGACAUCUCGCCCUACUCGGGUAGCACCAUUCAGGAAGGCUUGUCUCCAAACCAUCUGAAGAAAGCCAAGCUGAUGUUCUUCUACACUCGCUAUCCUUCCUCCAACAUGCUGAAGAUGUUUUUUUCUGAUGUAAAGUCACAUGGGAAACAAAUAUUGAAGUUCAACCGUUGCAUCACUUCCCAGCUGAUCAAGUGGUUCAGCAACUUUCGGGAGUUCUACUACAUCCAGAUGGAGAAGUUUGCUCGGCAGGCCAUCAACGACGGGGUGACCGGCGCCGAGGAGCUGACGGUGGGCCGGGACGCCGAACUCUUCAGGGCCCUCAACAUGCACUACAACAAAGCCAAUGACUUUGAGGUUCCCGAUCGAUUUCUCGAGGUAGCCCAGGUUACUCUUCGAGAGUUUUUCAACGCCAUCGUAGCCGGGAAGGACGCCGACCCGUCCUGGAAGAAGGCCAUCUACAAAGUGAUUUGCAAACUGGACAGCGAGGUUCCCGAGGUCUUCAAGUCCCCCAACUGUCUUCAAGAGCUCCUACGUGACUGACUAGAGCUCGGGAGACCACAAAGAACGCAGGAAAAACCUCAGAGUACCGCGGGAAGACUGGGAUGAUCCUCGACUGGAUCGGUGAUCCGAAAAGGAACUCAUCAUCCGACACCUUGAAGUGGUUCUCCUCGGAGAACGUUUUGUUGCAGGUGUUUGUUUUUUUUUCCUCCCCAUCAGUGCAGCUUUCAAAGACAAUAUUCCCCUCUAAGAUGUUUUAUAAUUAAAAAAAAUUAAAGUUCAUACUUGGUAAGUUAAAGGGCUCAGGCUCAAAGUCUGAUGAUGCUCUAGGGGACUCGUAUGUUGGGACUUUUAUAUAUUAAAAAAUGGCAAGAAGUUAAUCUGCACAGUCCUGUCAUCCCUCUCUUCCAUCAUCUGUUAAUACGAAGAAAAGGCGAGGAAAAA
Molecule: messenger RNA, 3634 nt
Organism: Oryzias melastigma (Indian medaka)
Lineage: Eukaryota; Metazoa; Chordata; Actinopteri; Beloniformes; Adrianichthyidae
Gene: prox1a
Product: prospero homeobox 1a
Exons: 8
Coding region: 623-3232 (869 amino acids)
Biological process (GO): regulation of transcription by RNA polymerase II
Cellular component (GO): nucleus
Molecular function (GO): RNA polymerase II cis-regulatory region sequence-specific DNA binding; DNA-binding transcription factor activity, RNA polymerase II-specific
Source: RefSeq, a predicted model, not a curated record